AUGCUUCUACCGACCAUCGUCUGCCUUUUCGUUGCUACCGCUUAUAGCAUCAAUAUCACCACUUCCAACGUCCUUACCCCAACCUUCCCAUCCAAUACCUCCUCCUCUGCCCGCCUCACCCACGCAUUCGGUUCCAACGCCACCAUCUUCGCGCCCCUCACAGCGCCUAUUUACCGUAAUGUUACUCCCGGCGACGUAUGGGUCUUCCCCAGCAGUGCGAACGACCUUGGUGCGAGGCAAGUAAGCUGUGAGUGUUUUAACCCUGACGACCAAUGCUGCAUACCCGCCUCCUCUAGCGUGGCGCCCUUCUGCAUGCCGACUGGAUCUACGUGCUGCGGGGAUACGUUCUGCGUGGCGGACGAGACUUGCUGUGGGGAGGGUUGCUGCCCCGCUCUUACAACUUGCAACGUCAAAUCCUCCGUCACCGGCUGCUGCCCCAGAGGCGAGGUCUGCGCCAUUCCUGACGGUGCAAUCUGCUACGAUCACACCUCGUCAAACUGCUCGAACCGGGCCUCCCCACCGCCGAAUUGCUGCCCCGCCCACAACCCCUUCUGUCGCGACUUCAAGCCGCGCGGAUGGGGCUGCUAUGGCGUCUCUACGACUGCGUCCUCUACUUCCACCAUACCGACCAUGACUGCGGCCGGCACUUCGAACAUCUUUGCGCCUCCUGCGAGCACGUCUCCGAGCGUGAUCUCUACGCAUACCAUGACGAUUUCCGUGGUCUCGGACGGGCACGGUGGGGUUUCCCUCGACUUUCCGACCAAGAGCGAUGCCGCAGGUUCAGAGGGUGGCGAGACGACGUACGUGCUGGACUGGCCGGCGAGUUCCGCUACUCCUAUCACGGCCGCGACGAGCGGUCAAUCCGUCGAGUCGACGUCGAACACAGUGCUCUCGGCAGCAGUCGCAACGUCUACCGCGUCGUCUACGACCGCGCAGUCCACGUCAGCGAGCUCAUCCACAGUACCACCCCGCUCAUCGUCUACACCCGCACUGUGCUACAACCCAGACGCUAACUCGCAUCCUCCCUGUCCCACCACGGCAACGCCCCUCGCUUCGUCCUCAACUUCCGGCGGAGGGUUCAACCCAUCCGGCGCUACGAUUGUCAGAUCGCAAGCGAGCAAGCUCCGCAUCCCUCUCCUCCACCCCCUCGACGACAACAACGACCACCAAUCCCGGCCCGGCAACACCUUCUUCUUCUUCUUCUUCUUCCUCCCCCUCCUCGCCGCCUCCAUCCUCUACGUAACAUUCGGCCACUUCGUCAAGCGCCCCGAUGCCAACCGCGCACAACUCGGAUCCGCACUCCGCGCUCUCGGCUACGAUGACCCCCAGAUCGACGCCAUCCUCGCCGGACCCCGGACCGGUGUCGCCGAGCCCGGGACCGCGGAGAAGAAAGACAUCACCGUCGUGCGGGGGAGCGCGCGGCCCCUGCUGGCGCCCCGGGUGGUGUCCAAGGGGCAGAUCCGGGUGGUAAAGGGCAGUGCGAGGCCGUUUGUGCUGGGGAAGAGAGCGCAUUCGCUGUGGGAGGGGAUGAGGGGGGCGGGUGAUAAGGAGGACGGAGGGGAGGAGAGCGUAGAGGGAGAUGGUUCUGUGGGGGAGAGGGGGGAGGCUUGA
Letharia columbiana is the source of this 1611-nucleotide messenger RNA. RefSeq lists its product as uncharacterized. Bases 1 to 1611 code for a protein of 536 amino acids. NCBI's taxonomy places the organism in Eukaryota, Fungi, Ascomycota, Lecanoromycetes, Lecanorales, Parmeliaceae. The record is from RefSeq and is a predicted model, not a curated record. The transcript is spliced from 3 exons.